AGUCCCACAUCAACUUCAGUUCAGUCCUCAGGACACAAACUUCUCUCGUCUGUCUCUCGCUGACAACUCAACUGAUCGAACUCGACUCAGAAUCUGUUCGAACGUUUUGCUCGUCUGUCUGUCUGACUCUCUGCUCAGAGCCUGAAACUCAGAUUUUUAAAACUUUGAACUUUAAAGUGCAACACAGACACUUUAAACAACUGGAGGACAUCUGGACAUCUUCAGCUGGCUGCCGUGCUCAAAGGCACUCAAACAAUACCUGCUGAGGAGGAAGAGGAGGCGAGCGGCCGCUUUACCGGCUUCAUCGAGAUCUUCUCAUCCCAACUGUGAUCUCCUGCUUCUGUAUCCUAAAUCAGGUGAAUCGUGAACCUCACAGAGCGAACAGACAAUCGCUGGACGAGCUGAGAGAUCUGCGCCGAGCUGUAAUCAGUCAUGGCAGACUGGAGCCUGCUGGGAAACUUCCUGGAGGAAGUACAGGAGCACUCCACCUCAGUUGGCAAGGUGUGGCUGACCAUCCUGUUUAUCUUCCGUAUCCUGGUGCUUGGGACUGCAGCCGAGUCAUCGUGGGGAGACGAACAGGAAGAUUUCGACUGCGACACCGAACAGCCCGGCUGCGAGAACGUUUGUUACGACCGAGCCUUCCCCAUCGCACACAUACGAUACUGGGUGCUCCAGAUCGUGUUCGUGUCCACGCCCAGUCUGAUCUACAUGGGUCACGCCAUGCACAUUGUCCGCAGAGACGAGAAGAGGAGGAGCAGAGAGGAGGAGGGAGGAGAGGGUGGAGGGACGGAGGACGACCCAGGAGGAGGUGAAGGAGGAGGAGACGGAGAGAAACGAGGGAGGAAAGGAGAGAAGGAGGAAGUGAAGGAGAAGGGUCUGUCAGCAGGUCGAGUGCGUCUCAGAGGAGCACUGCUGCAGACAUACGUACUGAGCAUCCUGUUACGCAGCAUCAUGGAGGUGGUGUUUCUGUGCCUCCAGUACUUCCUGUAUGGAGUCUUCCUCAAUCCUCUGUACGUCUGCAAGGCGUGGCCGUGUCCACAUCCAGUGAACUGUUACGUCUCCAGACCAACAGAGAAAAAUGUCUUCAUAGUGUUCAUGCUGGCUGUGUCGGCUGUCUCUCUGGCCCUCAGUGUGCUCGAACUGCAUCACCUGGCCUGGAAACACUGCUGCAGGCGGUUCUUGUUCAGAGGGAAGGCCGUCACUCCUGUUAACGCCCAGCUGGCCCGACAGCUCUCUCUGACUCCUCCACCGCCGUCAACCCCGCCUCCAGACUUCAACCAGUGUGUGAUUGGCUCCACGCACUUUCUGCCCCUCCCUUUCCCCAACCACCGCCUGGCCAACCAACAAAACUCAGAGAACAUGGCCACCGAGAAGCACAAAAUGGCCGCCGCCGCCGUGGAGGAGGUGAAUCUCCUCCAGAUGAGCUGCUACCCGCCCGGAUGGCAGGAGACUAGUAACAAUGAGAUCCAAGAUGGAGGAUACCUGAUGACCGACACUAGCUGCUUCAGCGCUGGCGGCAGGGAGAUCAGCUGCCCUCAGAUCCAACAUGGCGACUCCGACCGGCUGUUGCUUUGCCCGAACGUCUGUCAGAAGGACAAUCGAAGACUCAGCAAAACCAGCAGAACGAGCAGCCGAACGAGAGCAGACGACCUCGCUGUUUAGAAAGAAAGCACAAACAUACGGAGGCCCCUUCUCUAACACAAACUAAAUAAACAUAUAUGUUAUAUAAUACACACAUAGCUUCUGAUUCAACCUGACGACUGAGCCUGAACUCACUGAAAUAAACUGAUGGCUGCUGUUGAAUCCUUGAAGUAGCAGCAUCUGAACUUUGUUAGAAUCACUCGGCACCAGUGAACAGUUGUGUUUAUCAUUUUUUACUGUACAGUCUAAUUUGCUUUGGGCUUGUUUGAGUGGCUGUUUUAGCCUCAUUGAACGCAGACUCUCGCUCACCUGUUUCAUCAGACAUGAAUGUAAAUCACAAAUGUUUUCGUCUUCAUACCAGCAUGUUUUUGUUGUUGUUGUUUACUUUUUAAAAGCUUCUUUUUAUGUCUCUAAAUCCUAAAUUGUGUUUUUGUGACAUUAUAGUCCACUUGGCUUGAGUUUCUGCUGCACUGUAUGACCCCGUACAUGCAAUGACUUCUAUUUCUGACGGCAAUUCAGUCGAAUUCAGCACAGAGCAGACAGGAAGUCACACACCGAAACAAAGACAUAACAUCCUGAUCCUUUUCAAAAUAAAACCCUGCAUAUUGACAGCAGCACAAAGCCUUUCCGCAACGUACACACAUCCAGUGGAAUUCCCAGGUCACAGUAAUUUCAUAUGACGGCCACGAACACAUCAACACUGAAGCCCACUACAGUCUCUACUAUCAUUUUCAACUGUUGGAUAUUUCCUCUAUUGUACUUUUACAUUUAUGUUCCAGUUCAAGAAUGUGAAUGCUUUAUAAGUUUUAAAAGCUUUGCAGAUAAAACAAUGUGAGCCCUGUUACAGUCUGUACACUGGAGUUCUGUUUAUAUGACGGACAUUUUGAGUGGUAUCAGUUGUUUUUUUAAUGCAGCCAUUAUCUGUCAGUUUGUACAUCUUUGAUUCGUUUCCUUGCAUCCUUCCUACAUGAAGGCGAGGAAGAGACACGACAAAAUGAGCCGUGUCACAGCUGCAUCAUCUGUUCAUUGUUUUGUUUUAUCGCACUGCCAUAUUUUACUGUCUCUGUCAGAUGAGCAGGACAGUUUGAACAACAACUAUUUACUUGCGACUUGAUUAAAAAGGUGAAAUGUCAGUAAAGAA
Acanthopagrus latus (yellowfin seabream) is the source of this 2782-nucleotide messenger RNA. Its product is annotated as gap junction alpha-5 protein-like. The record is from RefSeq and is a predicted model, not a curated record. NCBI's taxonomy places the organism in Eukaryota, Metazoa, Chordata, Actinopteri, Spariformes, Sparidae. Bases 433 to 1662 code for a protein of 409 amino acids. Gene Ontology annotation, cellular component: connexin complex. Gene Ontology annotation, biological process: cell communication. The transcript is spliced from 7 exons.